AUGUCCCUAAGUGGUGGCACUGCAGGCGGGAAAGGUGUGGACUCGAAUGCGGUGGACACUUACGACAGCGGUGAUGAGUGGGACAUCGGUGUAGGAAAUCUGAUUAUCGACCUUGACGCUGACUUAGAAAAGGACAAACUCGAGAUGUCUGGAACCAAGGACGGAGGGGGUAUGACGGCUCCGCCCAGUGCUGUCGCAGCUUUGCCUGACAACAUACGAUUGGUUAGUCCUGUACCUGGCCCUCAAGGCAAGGAGAGCAAAUCUAAAUCCAAACGCAGCAAAAACUCAAAAGACAAUAGUAGCAAGGUCUCAGCUGGAGACGGGGCCAAGAAAGAAGCGCAGACACGAACCCAAGGGGAACCGACAAACACUGCAGCUACUGCAUUAGCCACUAGCAACAACUCCACCACUGGCAAAGGAAUGGAGAAGGGUGGAAAAGUCUCUCGGAACAGUGGUAAAAAAGAUAAGGAAGGGGCAAGUGGGAAAAGUAAGAAGGAGAAAAGCGAGGGAGUGCCCGUGGUGGUAAUAGCUGCCACUGAAAAGGAAGUGGUUUCUCAAGCUCAAGUAGCUUUGGGGGGUAACCGUGGUGCCCCCUUUGAGAACACACAAUCUACGGACUUGGUAGGGGCCGAUCAGUUGGGAAAUAUUGCACUUGAGUCUGUUGGGAUAGUCCCAGCAUUGACAAUUAAAACUGAACCUGAGGAGCUGGACAAUAUUGAAUGCCGAACAUUGAAGAAGGUUAAAAAUGAAAAGGUAAGAGUGCUGUUAAACAAAUUAUUGCUUGGAAUGUUUCUGCUGAAUGUGUAUCACUAUGCAAGACCAAUUUGCAAAAACCUUUGCCAAGCUGUAGGUUCAGAUUUCAUUCCAUUCCAUUUGAGAUUUGGUUUUUGGUUGAACUAUGUUUUAACUUUUAAGUCUUUAUUGGAACAUGAUGUAGCCUAGUCAGGGGUUUGGAGCUGUGCCAUCUAUUUCUCACCACUUCAGUUCAGUUUAUUAUCUACUUGAAGACAUUGCCCUCAUUUCACGUCAGUUGUGAGUAUCAGUAAGUACAAUCUGAUCAUGAUGGCUUUUUUGAAAUAUCUCAUCAAACAGGAAUAUCCUAGAAUCAUUUGAAGAGCUUGGCUACGGUUCAUUAUUAUUAAAAUUGUCUGUGGUUAUUAAACUUCAUAAAUAUCAUAACAUGUUCUACACAGGAUAUUUGUUUUCCCAAAUGAAUCAAUUAGCCUGCUGACUAGCUAGCUGAUUUCUAAUGGCAGCGCUAGUUUUUCCUUCUUCAAACAUAGACAUUGUCAUGCAAGAAACUCAUGAACAGUUGCUUAACUAUUUACCCGUACUUAUCCUGUUUCCUCAUUGAGCUGGUCUGUCAGUGUGUGUAUUGUGUGCUCAGAAACAGCCUUUUCAUGCUCUGUUAGUACCAGCAGUGGAGGGAGGUGCUGGGGACUGUUUUGUCUGUCGUCGUGUUCCAUUCUUAAUCCCACAAGCCCCAGCAAUGCCUGGUGGGUGGGUGGGGGAGGGGGUGGCAGAGCACGCCCUCACUUUCGCUGCUGCUCUGAAAGUGAAGUGGGGGGGAAGGGCCUUCGAAGAGGCAAGUUUCCCCUGUCAGGAAUGCAAAGCCGUGGAGUCUCCUCAGAUAACUCAAACAGGGAAGGAAAUCUAAGGGCAAAAGGCUUAGCAAUCAGAAAGUACUCAGGCAACCCAAUGAGCUCAGCGUGGAUUGGGUGACGACCUUGAACAAAGGGAAAGGGUCAGUCUAAGCACUGGGUUCAUAGACAAACGAGGGUCUCCAGAAAACGGUUGCCGAUAGAAGUGUUUCACUGAAUUAAUAUCUGAUUCCUUGAGACCCCAUGGAAGUUGUCCCAUGCCACGUUCUAGAUUUGUAAGCUCAAGGCCUACAUUGAAACUAAGGCCUAGAUACCAUGGACGUCUAGACCACGUUAAUGAUGAAAACAAUAUGUACUGCCCCGUUUUAUGACAUUGACAUGUACAAUGUUUGUUUUUCAAAUGCUAAAAUUAACCUAAUCUUUAUCAAUGUUGUCCAACAUGUCUCUCUUCUCCAUGUGAUGGGUGUUCCAGAGUUCAAAUCACAUUUUCCCAAACUGUAAACAGUAUCAAUAAUAAAAGUCAAGAAGAGAUUUGAAUAGCAUGUUAAGUCAUCCAGUUAGUAGCUUAUUAGAGGUUCUGAUCUUUAAUAAAGGUGUUGUACGUGAUGAGGCAAGUGCUCUGCCUUCUAGACAUUUGACGGUAACUGGGUGUGAUUAUUUGCCAUCUCAAAUGCAGUCAUUCUUUCUCUUUAAUGAUGAGUUACUUACUCAUGCUCUUAUCCUCUUUGAAUGAGUGUGCCGCUGUGUGAUCGCACUGUCUCCAUCUUAGGACAGAGCUCCUAAAGCAUUGGCUCUUGAUUCUGGAAUAAAUCAUCUCUGCUCCCUCAACGACAGCACUGCGCUCUCUCGCUCAUUAUACAAGCCUGGAGGAGCCAGGCAUUCGUCAGCUGCCUCGACGUGAUGCAGGACCUUGACGAAUGGAGCAGCUCUCAUGGAAAAUUACAUUAGCAAUGUCAGUUCAAUAGAGGAAGGAGGAGAAAAAAAAAGGGUCUGUGCUUGAGAGAGAAAGGGCCUGGCCACCACUCGGUGUAGUCGCUGAUGUGCAGUUAGGGGAGAAAGGGCCUGGCCACCACUCGGUGUAGUCGCUGAUGUGCAGUUAGGGGAGAAAGGGCCUGGCCACCACUCGGUGUAGUCGCUGAUGUGCAGUUAGGGGAGAAAGGGCCUGGCCACCACUCGGUGUAGUCGCUGAUGUGCAGUUAGGGGAGAAAGGGCCUGGCCACCACUCGGUGUAGUCGCUGAUGUGCAGUUAGGAGAGAAAGGGCCUGGCCACCACUCGGUGUAGUCGCUGAUGUGCAGUUAGGGGAGAAAGGGCCUGGCCACCACUCGGUGUAGUCGCUGAUGUGCAGUUAGGGGAGAAAGGGCCUGGCCACCACUCGGUGUAGUCGCUGAUGUGCAGUUAGGGGAGAAAGGGCCUGGCCACCACUCGGUGUAGUCGCUGAUGUGCAGUUAGGGGAGAAAGGGGUCUCACGAGAGCUAGCUUUUUUUCCUUUUCUUGCCUUUGAUCGACUGACUGGUGCUAUUGUGUGACAGCUCAUUCCUUUUAACUAGCACCAGGGCUUUGAGGACUCUAGAAGAGAAGGGAUGAUGAGUGGUUUUGAAGGGAGUGUCAGUUACGUAGACGAGGGUAGGCUAUACCUGUUCAUAUAGGCUGGUUAGCCUAAUUCUAACCAGACUUGAUGUGUAGGCCUAAACACAGAAACUUUGCUGUUGUCCCAUUGUUGUAAUUUUUGUGUGGAAAAACAAGGCGACGCAGCAAACAGGGAUUGGGAAUAAACAUAUUUCCCCAAUCCGUUCAGCCAAAUCCUACCUGGAAUGUGAACUUGCUUGGUCCUGCUGAGGCACCUUGCCGUGAAGCCACAUUGUUUUAGCCCCAUGACGUAGCCUUCUUUUCAGCCUAGCCUAGACCUGUUCCUUUUCAGCUGCUGCCUCACCAAUAUCAGUCUUGGUUAAACAAAGCAUUAUGAAAUGUAGCCUAAAUCUACUGUUAAAUGACUAGACUUCGCCCCGUGGAGCGGACAGGGACUGAAUUCUAAGCCCUAUUUUCAAAGCAGAGAUGGCCCGCCAUCAUCCGAUAAAGAGGCAAGCAGUGCAGUGCUCUGUUGUCGCCUCAGGCGAGCGUGGAGAAGUGAUUCCUCUUGAUCAGCAGACUUGUAUGUUCCGUGUGAUUGCAGCAAAUGAAGAGCCCCCAUUCAGGCUGGCGUGAGAGGCCUCUGUAGGUAAUUGGAAUCUCAAAAUUGAGCUCAAAUGGUUAUCUUGUUAAAUGCUUUGAAGGGCAAGAAUGAUUGAAUGACCUAAUGCUUGGAAGUGUGUUUCGUCAUAGUUUUUACUGUGUCUAAUCAAUGGCGUUUUCUUUGCCUUGGUGGUAACCAUCCAUGCUUGAAUUGCUUUUCCUGGUAUUAGCAGCCUUGACUUGUUAUUCCUCAAGGUGUUAUUCUGUUCACUAGGGUCCUCACAGCUAUGUGUCAGUGGUAUAAUUCAUUGCCAAUAAUGAACAUCCAAUGUGAAAAGGAACAAGCCACACUCCUUUCCCUGGCUCUCCCUAGCUCUUUGGCUUGUGCUUGGCCUCCUCCUUUCCCUGGCUCUCCCUAGCUCUAUGGCUUGUGCUUGGCCUCCUCCUUUCCCUGGCUCUCCCUAGCUCUUUGGCUUGUGCUUGGCCUCCUCCUUUCCCUGGCUCUCCCUAGCUCUUUGGCUUGUGCUUGGCCUCCUCCUUUCCCUGGCUCUCCCUAGCUCUUUGGCUUGUGCUUGGCCUCCUCCUUUCCCUGGCUCUCCCUAGCUCUUUGGCUUGUGCUUGGCCUCCUCCUUUCCCUGGCUCUCCCUAGCUCUUUGGCUUGUGCUUGGCCUCGACCAUUGCCCGGCUGUAAUUACAUUGGAAACAAAGCUUGUUGGCCCAUCAUGCCUAUUUUUAGUUGAUUUGACAACCUACUGUUGAGAGAACCUGCGUGUGUGUUUAGAUACGUGUGUGUGUGUGUGUGUGAGGAACAGAUGAAGGGAGGUAUUUUGCAGCAGCGGACUCAGUCAGUGCUGCUGUGAUUCCUGUAGUGCUACCUCUGUCUGUUAGAAACGCUCGCCCUCAGGGAGCCCCCCCCCCCAGUAAAAACACUCAACACUAAUUGUUUUCCACGUCUGUCAUUAGCCUCUGUCUCCACAACAAUGUAAAAGGCUGUGAGGCUAAGCACAAACACAGGGCUUUAAAAAAGGGAGGGUUAGUGACAGCAAUUCUACUUUGCCCACCUAUUUAGAUAAAGCUAUAGACUUGGAUUAUUGAGGCUAGAUCUAAGGUCAGUUAACUUUUGACCCCUUAAUGGUGUUAAGGAGAUAAGGAUUGUGUAAACUGAUCUCCAACCACUUCUUGGUUGAGCUAGUCUAUUUCUCUCAGAUCCAGAAACAUUUAGGCUUGAGUUUGCCUGAGGUUGCGGUGGAAUUCACUGUUUAAUGUGUUGCCUUUGUCUCCUUAUGAAAAGGACACAUUUUAUUCAUUCUCCCUUUGUUUCCUCAAAGCACGUGCAGGCAAGCUGUUAAAUGCCUUUGUCUGGGCUCUUCUGAAUUUCUCAAACUGUCCUUUCAAGUGUUUAUGUAAAUUGAGAUCAGACAAGCGUUCAUAAUACUGAGAAAAAUACCCAACAUUUGUCACAAUCUUAAUGCUCAAAAUUGGUGCAGAUGUCGGCAUAAUCCAUUCACAUCAAUAUUAUGCUAGAUUCAUUUUGGCGUCCCAGAAGAAAACAGCUUUGAAACUGGAAUGUGUGUCAGUGUUGCUACUGGCUGCUCUGCAGCAGGAAGAAGUUGGCUUCGGUAUGUGGGUCUUGUUUCCUUUACAACUUUCCCCACUUAAGAAAGUCUUAUCUGUGUUUGCUAUUGUGUAGGGUGAUGAGGCAACAAGAUGAAGUGGGAAAUACUGAUUUAUACUCAGCAAGCAAGCGGCUGAAAUCCUGUCAUGGCAUAUUCUGCUGUAUAGUCACCACUUAGCCUUUUGCUCUCUCUUUACAGUCUCCCGCUCAGAAACUCCUUCCCAUACAAUUGUGUUUCUUUGUUCUGUAGGCUAGAUGGCGUGAAUGAUUCGUUAACAGUCGAGGUCACAUGUCUACCCUCAAAGAUGUCUAUAUUUAACCAGCAAUUUGCCAAAACGUUGCAGUUUGCUGUCAGCUAGCACAGUUCUCUCUUGUCCUUUUCAAAAGGGUACAGCUGGGAGAAUUUGCAUUACUGCCAAGAACAUCUUACCGAAUGUUUGUGCGGUGGCCUCAAUGUACCGCUACAAAAGGAGCCUUAGCUCAUGGCUAUUUUUUUUAUUGGGUUGUCGUAUUGGUAGUGUUCAGUGUCUCUUUACCGUGGUGGGGAUGAAAGCGCUGCGAGGACAGUGACUCCACCUGUAGCAGAGCCAUUCCCAGAGCUGAUUCUGCCUCAGGAACAGGGUCGUUCCCCAUCCCCCACGGUCAGUCCAGAGGCCUCGUCAGUGAAUGGGAAUGGGAAAGCUGCGGGCCACUAA
Molecule: messenger RNA, 6081 nt
Organism: Coregonus sp. 'balchen'
Lineage: Eukaryota; Metazoa; Chordata; Actinopteri; Salmoniformes; Salmonidae
Source: the annotation of a GenBank genome assembly